AUGAACAACCAAUGUAAGUUACCACUUUACACAGCCCAAAGCAGCCCUGCAAUGGGUAUGUUUAACACCUCCAUGGGGAAACUGCAGCAACAACUGUAUAAGGGGGAGUAUACUAUAUUCAAGUAUGCCCCAAUGUUUGAGAGUGACUUUAUACAGGUCAGUAAAAAAGGAGAAGUGAUUGACGUGCACAACCGUGCCCGAAUGGUGACCGUGGGCAUCGUUCGCACUAGCCCCCACCUCACACUACCUGAUGUCAUGCUGCUGGCCCGACCAGCUGCUAUCUGUGAUGACUAUAACAGAUAUGGCCCUGCCACCCAGGGAAAAAAUUACAAGUCUACACAGAUCUUAGAGCUAACCAGACUGUUUCCCUUGAAAUUUGUAACAAUAUCCAUCCAUAAUGGUAAAAAACAACAGCUCCGCCUGAAGCUUGCCACUGGCCGCUCUUUUUACCUUCAGCUGUGUCCCCCUUCUAACACAAAAGAUCUUUUUGUUUAUUGGGAAAACCUUGUUUACAUUUUGAGACCACCAGUAGAGGCUUACAGUGGUUCCCAGGCCAUCCCAGUUGGAGACACACUGGACAUAAGUGGGUUUGAAGAGGAGGACAAGAGCCCAGCGGCAAGUGUCAUUCAUUUCUUUGGAAGGGAUCAAGAUCAAGUUGACAUCAGGAGUCUUCACAUGAACCCUGAAUUGUUUGGGGCCACCUCUUAUGGUUAUGCUAGGGAGGAAUGA
Neomonachus schauinslandi (Hawaiian monk seal) is the source of this 729-nucleotide messenger RNA. It is a transcript of the gene GARIN6, whose product is annotated as family with sequence similarity 71 member C. Bases 1 to 729 code for a protein of 242 amino acids. The record is from RefSeq and is a predicted model, not a curated record. The transcript has 2 exons. NCBI's taxonomy places the organism in Eukaryota, Metazoa, Chordata, Mammalia, Carnivora, Phocidae. Gene Ontology annotation, cellular component: nucleus.